Molecule: messenger RNA, 564 nt
Organism: Prunus armeniaca (apricot)
Lineage: Eukaryota; Viridiplantae; Streptophyta; Magnoliopsida; Rosales; Rosaceae
Source: the annotation of a GenBank genome assembly
AUGAGCUGUUCAUUCACCUUCCAAAUUCCCCAGGCUUUGCCUUCUCUUAGCCAUCCACGACGUACUUCUGUCACAAUCACUUCUCAGCACAGACAGUCCUAUGAUCCUAAGCCUGAAAAGACAGUCAUCACAAGCAUCUUUCAAAACCCAGCUGACUAUUUUCACCUAAAGAAGUCUAGUCUGGCAAUUCAAGUUGGAGCAGUUUUGGCCACUAUUGAGCAGCCUGCAUUUGCUGUCACUGGUGUCAACUUUGAGGAAGAUUUGACAUGGGUUUUGAUACAAUCGGGAGUUAUUGCCUUCUGGUACUUCCUUCUCAUGCCACCAAUCAUCAUGAACUGGCUUCGGAUAAGGUGGUAUAAGAGAAAUCUCUUAGAGAUGUAUUUGCAGUUCAUGUGUGUCUUCUUGUUCUUCCCAGGUGUACUUCUUUGGGCACCAUUUCUGAACUUCAGGAAGUUCCCAAGGGAUCCAUCCAUGAAGUACCCUUGGUCAACGCCGGAAGAUCCUGACCAAGUUAAAGCUGGGUUUUUAAAAUACCCAUUUGCUGAACCCGAAGAUUAUUCAUGA